Molecule: messenger RNA, 3275 nt
Organism: Gigantopelta aegis
Lineage: Eukaryota; Metazoa; Mollusca; Gastropoda; Neomphalida; Peltospiridae
Product: probable cationic amino acid transporter
Exons: 9
Coding region: 612-2492 (626 amino acids)
Biological process (GO): amino acid transport; transmembrane transport
Cellular component (GO): plasma membrane
Molecular function (GO): amino acid transmembrane transporter activity
Source: RefSeq, a predicted model, not a curated record
ACCAACAACCAGCCACGUGGACAAUUUGUUAGUCUACAGGAUUUACAAACGAGAUCGGGCUAAGCUAGCUCAACAACCGGUUUGACUUUCCGCUCUACUUAACAUCCACCCGCCUGAGGGAAAAAAAAAAAAAUCCCAACCGACCCGCAGCUAACUUAACUUGUAGCUAUAUCGAUUAACAUUUCGUGACAUUGAUUCGGACGAGAACCAACCAAGGGCAAAAACAACGGACGACCGAGGACGGCCGGGAAUUGCCGAGUCGGACAGGGAAAACGUAAUCUGCUCCGGGUGACGUUUGGUGCGGAAGUUUACGCCUGGAAAUAUGUAAACAAGAUGGACACGUCAUGCCAGUGUUUGUGGCCGAGGUAUAUAGAUUUUAAUUUAACGUGUGGGGAAUGUUUGGCUUCGUUUUGGAAAUUUGCCAUUCGACGCAGGACGGUAGGUUGAAAGACAAUCGAGAAAGACUGCACGGCGGAACUAACAGAAAGCGAGGUUGGCGUGUUAUAGCAGUGUUUCGUCCGUACAGUGUUUAAUCGCCACAAAGGUAUGCAAGGGAAACUGGAUUAACGAGGUUCAGGUUACCAAAAAUAAGCUGAAAUGGAUUACCGGAAAUGAGGUCAACCGCUUUACGGCUUCUGAGCCGGAUAUCACGCCGCCGACCAUUGAAUUCGGCGAAAUCUGACAGCGAUGAGGUGGACUUCAAGAAGUGUCUCUCGACCUAUGACCUGGUCGCCCUGGGGGUGGGGAGCUGCUGUGGGACGGGCAUGUUCCUGACGGUGGGGCUGGUGGCCAAGGAACUGGCAGGACCCGGGGCGGUGUUUUCCUUUAUUAUAGCAGGCAUCGGAUCGUUACUUUCAGGCAUAUGUUACGCAGAGUUAGCCUCUUCGUGUCCAAGAACAUCCGGUUCUGCGUACAUGUAUAGUUACGUCACAGUUGGGGAGCUCGUGGCUUAUGUGAUUGGCUGGGGACUGAUUGUGGAGUACGUCAUUGGAACUGCUGCCGGGGCUGUCGCUCUAAGCGCUACUUUGGAUUCUAUUUUUAACUUCGCAUUUAGCAAACUGCCAGAACUUCACUUUACAGUUGGAGGUCGGCCAUACUUCGAUUUCAUCGCCAUUGCCGUGUGUCUGACGCUCACGUUCAUCCUGGCGUACGGCGUGGAGCUGUCGACGUCGGUGAACAACGUCCUCACAUGCGUCAACGCCGUCGUGUGGAUCUUCUUCAUCGGCGCCAGCGCCUCAUUCGCACAGAUCACCAACUGGACGGCGCACGGAUUCUUCCCGUUUGGUGCAAAUGGGGUAAUUCGAGCUCUGCCGAUUGCCUACUUCGCCUUCAUCGGGUUCGACACCGUGGCGUCGUCUGGCCAGGAAGCCCAGGACCCUCAGAAAUCCAUCCCCAAGUCCAUCCUGUGGUCAGUGGUCAUCAACACGGUGGCCUUCUGUUCCGUGACGCUGUGCCUCACCCUGGUUCUGCCCUAUUUCUCGCUCCACACCAACACCGCCAUGGUGGACGCGUUCAGCCAACGGGAAGCUCCGCUCGUCAGAUACGUCAUUUCCGUCGGCGCCAUUUGCGCGCUUUUCGCCGCGACGUUCGGAUCAAUGUUUCCGCUACCUCGAGUCCUGUACGCUAUGGCAGACGAUGGGUUGAUAUUCAAACAGUUUGCCAAGCUUUGUCCAAAACGGAAAACUCCGAAGUUGGCUACACUGGCCGGAGGACUGGUUGCCACGUUACUUGCCGUCACUACGGACCUCAACAUGUUAAUUGAACUCGUUCUUAUUGGAACCCUAAUGGCGUAUGUCCUAGUAGCUGUGUGCGUCCUACUGCUGAGAUACAGGAAAACAAGCGACAAAAAACAGUCGGAGUCAGAUUUAAUAGCAAAUCAUCAUCUAGAACCGGAUGUGGAUCAGGUAACCGGAAGUGACCGAGACACCGGAAGUGAUAUAAUCUUAAAUGGCGGAAAUCAGGUCGGCGACGGACAUAAAGAAAACCUUCCGUCGUGGAUGAUCGACAGCUCGACCCCUUCGAUGAAAACCCCGCUAUUGGAAGUCUCAGAGGACAAUGUUUUCAAAGUGGACGUUGCCAAGCAGCGCUGUUAUAAAAUGCUGCACCACUUUAGAGACCCUGGUUUCCUCCUGACCGUGUUGUUAGUGUGCGAGGUUGGGAUAAGUGUGCUACUGGCCAAAUUCUUCGAGCUGCUGUUUCUAGCGAACGUUGCCCUGUUGACGUUGACGGUCAUCCUAAUAACAAUAUUUGUGAUCUGUUUCUGUUUUCUGCUGCUGUGUCCACAGACAGGUGUUGUCACUACGUUCCAGUCCCCCUGUGUGCCCGCCCUACCUGUAGGAGUGACAUUCUUCAACAUCUACCUAAUGGUGUCACUCAGUGCCGCCACCUGGUGUGCGUUUGCAGUGUGGAUGACAAUAGGAUUUCUGGUUUACUUUUUCUAUGGUAUCAAGCGGAGCAAAUUGGAACUGGAAAAAUCAGAACUAGUGAACUGAAAUCGUCCAUAAAUGACAAAGGACCUACUUCCAGAGGAAAAUGACUAUGCAAGCGCGUGUGCAAGAAAUUUAGCAGGGGGUGGUGGGUUAGAGUUUGGCUAGCGAAGUUUAUGUGUUUGUGGGGAGAGGGGAGGGCGAGACAUGUUCCAAAGAUAAUGUAUUGAAAAAGAGAAAGAACAAAAAACAGCUUGAGCGGGGGUAGGGGUGGGAUGGGUGGAUGGGUUGAAUGCCCGAAACCCACCCCCUACACACGUGCCUUUUCUGUAUCUUAGGAAGCCAUAACCGAGGCCCGUCAGGACGACGUGCGAUCGCGGUCUCUCGUCACUGGUUUUUGCGCCUAAUAUUAAAAACACGUAAUGUGAUAGAAGAUGGUGGUACCAGUCGAACUCCUUGCAAGCACUCGCCCCUCCCCGCUCCGAACACGUUUAGUGCUAGAACCAGUGCAAUCACGGGAGACAACUCGUGCGUAUUAUAUGAAUGUGGCUUCCAAUUAUUGUAUGGGUGUUGAACUGUAUGUAAAGAGCAAUUUAAUUGCGUCAAUAAAAGAGUUUAUGGCUGUGUAAUAUUAUAUAUAGAGGACAAAUACCAGGGACCUAUAACUCUCGCAUCUUUGCGAUACCGCAGUGUAAUGCGUAAAAAAAGAGUUUAAACGAGCUUUAUGAAUUGGGGCCCCUGAUCAACAUGUAAAUGAGGGAAAUUUCAUUCAGGUUUAUAGUGGACCGAAGAAAAUAAAAUAUUUUUGCGCAUGUUUUUAUUUAUUAUUUAAUAAAUAUUAUCAUUAUU